Symphalangus syndactylus (siamang) is the source of this 1254-nucleotide messenger RNA. RefSeq lists its product as uncharacterized. NCBI's taxonomy places the organism in Eukaryota, Metazoa, Chordata, Mammalia, Primates, Hylobatidae. The record is from RefSeq and is a predicted model, not a curated record.
AUGGCCUGUGCGGGCCCAAAGCGUCCCGAAGUUGGCCUCACCAGGCCCAGCUCCUACCUGGCGCCCAGAACUGUUUCCAGUCGGCAUCUCCAGGCCCCGGCUCUCCCUCUCCGCCGCGUCCACCGGCCCAACUCCUGCCUCACGACAAGCACGUUUCGGCCCAGCUCCUGGCAGCCUUUAGGCUCAUCUCGUGUCUCGCCGCGGUCUCCCCAGGCCCAGCGCUCCUGCCUCGGGGCAGCCUCCGCGGGCCUGGCUCCUGCGUCCCGAUGGCCUCCUGAGGCCCGGCUCGUGCCACGCCGCGGCCUCUUGAGGCCCAGCUUUUCCCUUCUGGCGUCUUCUCCAGGUCCAGAACUUUUACAAGUCGGCCUCCCCCGGCCCAGUUGCUGCCUCCAAGCAUCCUCUCCGGGCCCAGCUCUUUUCUCACGGCUGCGCCCACGGGCCCAGCUCCCGCCUCCAAACAGCCUCCUGUUACUCGGCUCCUGCCCAGCUCCCGGCGGCCUUCGUAGGCCCGAAGCCUCCUCCGGUCCAGCUCUCCAGGCCCGCCUCUUUCCUCACCUCACAGCGGCCUUUGCACGCCCAGCUCUCACCUCCCAACGACCUUCCCUGGCCACGCUCACCCCAGGUCUCCCUCCCAGCCGCAUCCACCGGCCCAACUCCUGCCUCACGACAAGCACGUUCGGCCCAGCUCCUGCCCAGGUCCUGGCAGCCUUUGUAGGCCCCCGGCUUCCCUACGUCAGCCUUCCAGGCCCACCUUCAGCAUCCCGGCCGCCCGGAGAGACCCGGUUCCUGCCUGACAUCGGCCUCUCCCGGCCCAGCUGUGGCCUCACCUCGGCCUCCACAGGCCACGUCUCCACCUGCCUCGCGGCAGCCUCGGCCCGAAGCCUCCUCCGGUCCAGCUCUCCAGGCCCGCCUCUUUGCUCGCCUCGCAGCGGCCUUUCCAGGCCCAGCUCUCGCCUCCCGACGACCUUCCCCGGCCACGCUCGUGCCGGCCUCCCGACAGCCUCCAGAAGCCCAGCUCAGGCCUCACGUUGGCCCCUCUGUGCCCAGCUGAUGCCUCACGGUGGCCUCUCCGGGCCCAACUCCUGCCCACUCCGAGGGCACCUCCCGGCCUAAAGCUCCCUUCCUCAACGUGGGCCCCACUGGGCCCAGCUCCUCUUGCCUCCGGCUGAUGGCCUGUGCGGGCCCAAAGCGUCCCGAAGUUGGCCUCACCAGGCCCAGCUCCUACCUGGCGUAGGCCCCAAGGGGCGUGGCCUC